Molecule: messenger RNA, 2090 nt
Organism: Apis dorsata (giant honeybee)
Lineage: Eukaryota; Metazoa; Arthropoda; Insecta; Hymenoptera; Apidae
Exons: 3
Coding region: 142-831 (229 amino acids)
Source: RefSeq, a predicted model, not a curated record
GAUAGUUAAUCGUCGAUGAUCAAACAGUCGAGUCCACUAGUCUGCACCGUUAAAACAAAUUCCUCUGACUAUUUCACACGAUCAAUACUACACAUUCAGAAUCUAUUCUUAUUGUUCUUUUGUUUUUAAAUAAUAUCAGAGAUGACGCCUCUACCUCGGUGGGUGUUGCUGUCGUUGUUGUUGGCCACGGUCGCCGCGCAUCCGGUUCACCACGCAUGCGUCCACCUCUGCCAUGCACGGAACACCACCAGCCCCGAAAUCACGGGAGUCUGCGACCACCAUCGGGACCACCUCGUCCUUCAGUCCGGUGCAGCCCGGUCCCCGAAUCUCUUCGUCCUCUGCUUGACCCCGUGUCAUGGUGCCGCCUCGCCGGAUACCCUCCGCUACGACGACACCCCCGUCUGUCGUGAGUUCAGGGAGUCGCUCGUCAAGCGUCACGGUUGCUCCUGUCGCCACGUAGAUCGUGAUGAGAGGGCGAGAAAUUUCGAUGAGAAGGAGGUGGAGGAGAAGGAGAAGGAGGAUCGUCGUCGAUGGGCCGAGGAAUUGGAGAAGUAUCGGUUGAACGAGAUCGAUGGGAUCGACGAACGUUGGUCCGUGGCUGUUCUCCUUUCUGUCGGGGAUCAGCGUGGAAUCGAGGAGAGCCUUUCUGGGAGGAGCGUGGAAAUGGAGAUCGACACGUCGAGCAUGGAGAAGAACGCUACCGCCGGUAAUUUGAGCCCUAACGAUGGCUCGCCUAUGGACGAGGAUUCCAUGGAUUGGGAUCUAUGGUGUGUCAGCCAGUGCGACAACGGUAAGGGUGGCAGCGCCUGUCAUUGCGACAUUAUACCUUGAAGUGAAGGAGGGACGUGAUGGGGACGGAUGAAGAGGAGAUGGACGAAUUUACAUAUCUCGUAGAUUAGUCGGGACGAUUGGUACCGAUAAUAGGACGUAAGGUUAGUUGUUUAGUUGAUAAAAACGCGUAUUGUUUCGCUCGUAUCUUUUUUCUUUUCUUUUCUUUUCUUAAUCUACGCGUUGGCCGAUAAUCCUCGUCGAGAGGAGGGGCGUAUUUCAAUCGUGUGAGAUAUUUGCCCAUAUCGCAAGGUAUGGGAUAUAAGAGAUGAUAAGAUAUAUACGGGAAAUUCGCUCCCCUUUUAUUCGAAGAUGCUCUCUUGAUCGAUCAUGAUUGAUCACGAGAUCAGUGGAAUUUUUUUUUUCUUUUUUCGAAACGAUUAUCGGUCGUGGCUUAAUUGCUUUCUUAGGCUUAAGAUUUCUCUAGACGCUAGGUCCGGUUCACGCGCUUAAUGGGGGGGAGCUUAACGUCCAAGGAAAAAGCUUUUUAUCACACUGCAAUAGAGGGGUUUUUCUUUGAGACAAAGAGGUGUUUCAUUGUAAUGGACUAUCGACCGCCUCCACGAUAAGAGAAAGAACACUUCCUUUGCAUCUACAGUCUAGGAAACUUUGAAGGCGAUACACAAUUACGAGCAUUGUUCCGACUCGAGGCGUGUGAACGGGACGCUAAAGUGCGAUGUGUGUAUUAUGCAAUAAAACGAUAUUUAUAACGUGGCCGCGAUGCAACUAACGCGUGCAUCGUCGCGUCAUCAUCGCGUAAUAGCUCUGUAGGAUUUCUUCUUAUCGUAAAUGAAUAAUCUUUUACACGACACCUGUAAUUUAAAUAAGGGAAUUAGAAUAAAAGAAGAUGUUUUAAGAUAUUUGUUAAGCGAAACGAAACAAAAUCCAUGUCUUCCAUUUCGUAGUCUCUUUGUUACUCCGCAUGUGGCUACAUCGAGGACUCGAUAAGAUCCGACAGACCACGGUCCAGAAUGCAGAUGCAAGCAUGCGAGUAUCAAUUGUUGUUUAAGCGAUUAUUAUUUUUUUUUUUUUCGACGCAACCACGUUUCGAGUCGAGGGAGGAAAUCGAUUAUUGGUCGAUGGCUGAAAAAUGAUCUUCCUUCGCGUUUCUUCGAGAGUAAAAAACGUGCGUUCGUUUAUUUAUAUAGUGUGCCAUUUCAAAAAAAGUUGUGACGCGACAAUAAGACGUAGAUUUCUAGUAUGCCUGAGCGAUGCAAACUUUGUCUCUUGCGCACUUUCGACGCAAUAUCCCGUCUGUCGUG